Bursaphelenchus xylophilus (pine wood nematode) is the source of this 4206-nucleotide messenger RNA. The record is from the annotation of a GenBank genome assembly. Lineage: Eukaryota; Metazoa; Nematoda; Chromadorea; Rhabditida; Aphelenchoididae.
AUGGCGCCACGUGUUAUCACGUAAGUCUAGGGAAUCAAAGACGAAAGGUCCACAGUUUGUGAAUGUUCGAUGGUCGAAAUUUCGCCGAAUUAUCAUAUCGAAAUUCUAAAUUCGGCGGGAGCAAAAGGGCACGCAAUGAAAGACUUGCAUCAUCCUUAGAAAAGGAAGCUCAGAAUGGCUUUGUAGUUUGCGUAAGAACGUGUUCGAUUGGUUGCCUAACAAGGCAAUAUGAUGACUAAUGACUCAAAAGGGUUUGUUCAAGACUUGUGACAAAAAUUAAUGGCAAAUUGAGUAUAAAGCUUGUAGCAUACGGAUCAACUUCACAACUUAAUUGAUCGAGGUAUAUCUCUUGGAUCUUCUUCAAAUCUUUCUUGCACAAGCCACUGUAUAAUUCCUAAAAAUUCGACCCAAAGUUUUUUUUUUGGAAUCGAAAUGAUGAGUCAAACGUAGAUGAGUAGAGGGGGCGCUUGGACCACCGCGGUGCACCGCUCUAUAGAGAAUAGACACAAGAUUAGACAUAAGAUUUGUUUAAACCACACCGAGAAAAGACAAAUGAGAUUAUGUUCCAUAAUUGGUGGCAAGACGUUACUUUUAUAUGAGCUGCUUUAUGCUAUAUAAUUUCUAUGGGAAUUGUGGAGACCUUUGAGGCUCCACGACGGGAAUCACCAAGAUAUUCAUAAAGUGCCGUAUCUGAUCCAGCGGCAAAAAACGUGUCAUUUUGCAUCCGAGAAGUAUCAAAAAUGUAGCAAAAUACCUCCCUCUCCAAGUGAAAAAACUCCGAUUUUGAAAGCGCGCGCGCGCCCUUCGAACGUGAGUUUUUUUAGUUGGAGGGGGAGACAUUUUGCUAUAUUUUUGACACUUCCCGGGUGCAAAAUGACAAGUUUUUGGCCACUGUAUCAGGUCCACCAUUGUAGAUCUUUACCAAUGUAAAAAUUAUGAGAAAACGAGGAUUUUUGGCUCUAUCCUUUUUAUCUUUUCUGCGUGGAAAAAGGAUAAAAACUCGUAGAAAACUUGGAAAACACACGGCGUCGCGACACUUGCGGGCAACCACUUUGCGGGCAACCAGUUUGCGGGCAAAUUUUUUGCGGACAACCACUUUGCGGGCAAAAUUUGGGGGGUCACAUUUGCGGGCAGCUGAAACAUUUGCGGGCAGCUGAGACACUUGCGGGCAGCCUGGGACACUUGCGGGCAGCCGACAUUUGCGGGCAACCGGCAUCUGAGGGUAACAGGGUGGAGCUGGAAAUAUUACUGCGAUAUGUUGGAAAUUUGCCGACAUUUGCGGGCAGCCGACACUUGCGGGCAACCGACAUUUGCGGGCAACAGGAAAAAACAAGCACGCAGAGUGUAUUAGAACUUUUGGAACUGUUGCCCGCAAAUGUCGGCUGCCCGCAAAUGUUCCAGGCUGCCCGCAACUGUCGACCCUGCCCGCAAAUGUCCCAGGCUGCCCGCAAAUGCCGGUGCUGGCCGCAAAUGUCGGCUGCCCGCAAAGUGGCUGCCCGCAAAAAAUUUGCCCGCAAACUUGUUGCCCGCAAAGUAGUUGCCCGCAAGUGUGCGCCCGCCAAACACACACAUGAAACAGAAUGCCAAUCCGUGUAAAAUUUCUGGCAAAGUUGCAAAAUCAUUGCUCCGCUGUUUCUACAGGCUACAUUGCGUAUUUUCUCCAAUAAUUUCCAAUUUUCUUACUCCUUACAUAAGACCACAAUUUUUGUUUGCAUCUAAAGGCACAUUAUUAGCUCGUUUAUUGCCGCCUUCCGGCCGUACUCCGCUUUAAGCAUCAAAGAUGACGCACCAUUUUAUUGCAAAUCACAUAAUUGAUAAGUCACAAGCAAAGCAUGCCUUUGUUUCGCAAGAAUGUCAGCCCGCUAAUCGUAGUGUACAAACAAGCGAUUAUAAGCCAGACCUUAUCGGGGUGAAGACUGAAACUUAUGCUUCAAUCCGAUUGAAGAAAAACACCAACUGUACAUGUAAACAAGAAGAAGUCUAUAGAACUUACGAGAAGGCAUAAAAUGCAUACAGUGUGGGACCUGAUCCAGUGGCAAAAAAGUACCAUUUUGCAUCCGGGAAGUAUCACAAAUGCGGCAAAAUAGCUCCCUCUAUAAGUGAAAAAACUCCGAUUUCAAAAGUGCGCCCGCUCUUUUUGUGAGGGAGCCCUUCAAAAAAAAUGUUUUUUCACUUGGCGAUGGAAGCAUUUUGCCACAUUUUUUGAUACUUCCCGGAUGCAAAAUGGUACGUUUUUUGCAACUGGAUCAGGUCCGUCACUGUAUUUUGCUCUUGUAGCCCUGCAUAUAAGCAAUUGCUGUGUCAUCUAGAGUGUUCAAAAUUUUUACAAAAUUCGUAAGCCGCAUUUCGAACGCUUCCUUUUUUCAGUUUGUUCCAUCCCUUUGCCAAAUUGAUGAUACGCCAAUUCCAUUGCUUGCUCCCGUUGUCCUGUUUUUAUCCGCCCAUAAGCUACAUAGAUGCAUCACCGACCCACUUUCUGCUGGUCAAACACUCUUUUCGACACAAUGGACAUGACUCUUUUUUAUCGUUUUCCGAGCCCACAUCCACCGAAUUCAACGGAAGACAAAGAAGGGCUGGUAAAUUUAGAACACAAGCUUGUGAACAUGGACUGUCAAACAUUCCAAAACAAUGGGUCAAACAGUAUCCGAAUGUCCGCAUUUAUAUAUAAUGUUGGAUUCGAAGGGGGAUUCAGAUCAUUUUCUGUAAUUUCCAGUCCGUCUUCUGCAAAAUUACAUUGCCUGUAAAAUGAAGAUGAUUGUGUUAACUUUACUAAUUUUUCUAUUAGAUUUUGUUUACGUUAGAGCGCAAGGUAAGGGUGUUGUUGUCUUUUUUUCCUAAAAUUGGCCUUGGCUUUUUAGCCGUAAAUUUGAGCUCGUUUAUUGGAACUUCUAAACCCUGAAGGAACUAUGUAUGAUAUCAGUCUGUCGGAAAAAUACCGGCGGAUCGUAGCAGCAAAAUGUCUCGCCUGGCCUCCAUCGCGCACCAAAUCUCCAGCUUCGGAAGCCGGCGUAAAGCGAUGACGGGCGAUUCGCCGUUAUUUUUCCGACAGACUGAUAUGACAUCAAAAAAACCUACAAGUUUUCAGUUCCUCCUCCUUAAAAAUCUUUGUUAUGUACAUAGUAUCUAUAGUUGGAGAUCUGAUCCAAUGGCUAAAAAACGUACCAUUUUGCAUCCGGGAAGUAUCAAAAAUGUGGCGAAAUGCUUCCCUCUCGAAGUGAAAACACUUCGUUUUGAAGGGCGCGACCUUUUUCCUCACAAAAAGAGCGGGCGCGUUUUGAAAUCUGACUUUUUUCAUUUGGAGAGGGAGGUAUUUUGCCACACUUUUUGUUACUUUCUGGAUACAAAAUGGUACGUUUUUUUGGCACUGGAUCAGGUCCGCCACUGUAUGUUAUGACCUUGAAAAAGCCUACAAGUUUUCAGUUCUUCCCCUUUAAAAAUCUUUGUUAAGUACACAGUAACUAUAUGUAACCGCACAAAAGAGUGCCGGGCGUUAAAAAUUCUCUCUCAAAACUCUCUAAACCACUAUUUCCAGAAUGUAAAGACUCCCUCCCCAAAGUGUGCCCGUCCACGACAGAUCUUUGCACGGACAGUGAGUACGGCGAGCUGAUGUACGAAGUCUGUCGAAAAGCCUGCAACUUAUGCGGAGAGCGUCGCUCUCCCGGGGAUCCCGCAGUCCUCUUCCUCAAACUGGUCACCAUGGUUGAGAACCUCAUCGAUCAAGGGAAGCUGAGCAGCAGCGGGACUGGAAAUGCCAAUGGACAGCCGCAAAUCAUCUAUCAGCCUAUUGCCUAUCCAAUCGCUUCCAACACAAGUUGUGCUGACAAAGCCGGGCCCGAUGGAAGGUCGAACUGCGCUGAGACGAAAUAUUUGUGUCAAGAUACGAGGUAUAAGGCGCUUAUGGCCGAACAAUGCCCGGCAACCUGUGGAUUAUGUGUGAAUAAUACAAAUACACAAAAUAGUAAGAAUACGCAUUUAUAAAUAGCUCAUUUUUUAGGUCAGUCGGUUUCCAAUACGGGAGCUUGCGAGGACAAGACAAAAGACGGAAGAUCAGAUUGUCCCGGAAAAGGCUAUCUUUGCCGCUCUCCUACUUACAUCACUAUAAUGCGAGAGGAAUGCCCAAAAACGUGUGGCUACUGUGGAAGCGCCGCAGCCUACCCGUACUACUACUACAGCCCAUAUGGCUACUAUUACUAUGGAAAGAAAUAG